UUUACGGUCAUCUUCUGACGACCGUCUGAAAUUGAAGACACUACGUUUACUUGGUUCCCAGGAGGGCUCCCAGGAGUGAUUGACAGAUCGUUUUUUUAACUAUCGCGAUCCCUUUCAUAAACUUUUGGAAAUGGCUUUGAGAAUACACAUGACAAAAUAGUGUCAGCAUACAGGAGGCCAUGUUUGCAGACGGUCCCUUUAAUUGCAACGCCAUAGAUACAAGAAGAAUGGCGCUUGCAGUGUUCCUUCACGUCCGUACUGUCGAGACAUAAAGCCAGUGAGUCUGUUCUACACCCCACAAUUGUUGGUAAACUCGACGUCAGACAUCAUGUCAGGAAGAGGAAAAGGAGGCAAAGGACUCGGAAAGGGAGGCGCCAAGCGCCACCGCAAAGUUUUGAGAGAUAACAUCCAGGGCAUAACCAAACCCGCCAUCCGUCGCCUUGCUCGUCGUGGCGGCGUGAAGCGUAUCUCGGGCUUGAUCUAUGAGGAGACUCGUGGGGUUCUGAAAGUGUUUCUUGAGAAUGUCAUCCGUGAUGCUGUGACCUACACCGAGCAUGCUAAGAGAAAGACCGUGACCGCCAUGGACGUCGUCUACGCUCUCAAGCGCCAGGGACGCACGCUCUACGGCUUCGGCGGUUGAGCUGCAUUUCUGACCCGUUUCAAGAUUUAACAACCCAAAGGCUCUUUUAAGAGCCACCCAUACUUUCAGUGAAGAGAUAUCCAUAUUUAAUGCAGUAUUGAUAACGAUAGCCUACAUUCCUCCUCCAUGCAGUCACACUACCUAAACAAGUACCCGUGGCCAUUAGUGGGUCAGGUUGAAAAUGCAUCAGGGAUGAGUGCCGACGAUGUAGGCCUCUUUUCUGAAAUGGCAUGAGUACCAGAGCACCACACAUGUGACAAUUUGAUACUAAACUGACCUUCACCUCAAAAUAUUGCCGGUCAGUAAAGGAAAUCUGUCUUAUUUCAGUUGAACAAUUUCUUCAUAAAUGAUUGGUUAUAUCGAAGCCACCAAGCGCCGUGUGUGUAUUGCGCUAGGAUUGUAAUCGGACACGUUUUUAGUGAGGCUUGAUUUAGUUUGGAAGGUUAUCUGCGACAUUUAGCUGCUGAGAGCAGCAACAAAACGAGGCUAAAUGUGAGACUAAAGUGGC
Molecule: messenger RNA, 1148 nt
Organism: Hypomesus transpacificus
Lineage: Eukaryota; Metazoa; Chordata; Actinopteri; Osmeriformes; Osmeridae
Product: histone H4
Exons: 1
Coding region: 329-640 (103 amino acids)
Biological process (GO): nucleosome assembly
Cellular component (GO): nucleosome
Molecular function (GO): DNA binding; protein heterodimerization activity; structural constituent of chromatin
Source: RefSeq, a predicted model, not a curated record